AUUUAAUUAAUAGUUUUGUAAAAUGUGAAUGCUUUACUUUUACAGAAGAUUGCUAGUCGUAAUUCUAAAAAUCGAGAGCUGCGUGGUCCAGUGCAUAGGACCGGGAGAACACCCUUUGCCGAUGUACGACAUAAGAUGAUGACUGAUGGAGAGAGCACUAACAAAAUGAGUGUCUUCAUGAAGACACGCAUGAUAACUGAUCCAGAUGUGAAAUUAUUUUUGGAUGAGUAUAAUGAGCAACUCUCAAUGAUAGACGAGCCCCUCAGGACAGAAGAGGUACAAGAUAAGAUUUUCCAUAACCUAGUAGGAAAGGAUGGACACGGAUAUUGCAAGACUUAUGGGAUAGGUGUGCCUCGAAGUGCAGUGUACAAAAAAGAUGUCAGUCCAUCACAAGCAUCCUCAUCAUCGACUGUUGAGGAGAUCACUCAACAAGUACGCCAAACAGUUACUGAAGAGAUCGAGCAAAGGCUGACGGUUGAGAUUGAGCAAAGGGUCACUGAGAAGUUGAAGGCAGAGUUCGAGCAAGUUAGAGCUUGGAUGGACUUCAUAAGGUCCCAAGGUGGCCUAAGUGGUAUACAGCUUCCAAAUGCCUCUAGUGGACGUCAACAAGUCAGGAAGUCUGUAGGAGAUCAUGAUAGUCAAGAUGAUGAGUUGUUGGGUUCUCCUGUGCAGGUUUUGCAUGAAGACUGAUAGAUGAAUUAAUGGUGGCAUGGAAGCUAACUUUAUUUUUGGACAUAUUAUAUUAUGGCUUGAGAUGUCAAGCUUUUUGUACUUAAUAUUUAUAACAUAUUGCUACCAUACUUUUUGUAUUGAUGUAACAAAUUUUUUGUUAAUAUUUUGAUGUCAAUGAAGCUAAGAUGAUGACUGAAUUUGUAUAAAUAUUUUUGGUUUUUGAAUGAAUGAAUGAAUGAAUGUC
Molecule: messenger RNA, 916 nt
Organism: Camellia sinensis
Lineage: Eukaryota; Viridiplantae; Streptophyta; Magnoliopsida; Ericales; Theaceae
Source: RefSeq, a predicted model, not a curated record